AUGGCAACACCAACAGAUAAAGAGCAAUAUAGAUCACUUCUAAACGAGACACACUCUAAUUCCUCCGAGCUCGAUACACUUCAUCCCCGGGUCAAGUUGCGAGUAUGCCACUCUUCGAUCCCUUACAUUCCUGCCAUUUUAUCAUUGCUCCUAGGAAUCACCCUCGCCACUAUCUGCUCAACCAACCUGGGCCGACUAGACGCGCUCCUCCAGCAAGUCCAAGCACAACCUCAACCACUCGCGACCACUGCACCACCGACCCCCGGUGGGAAAACCAAUCCAACGGGCGCCGAAUUCGGCCACUGCGGAAAUUCGAUCAAAGAAGCCCGAUCGCUCGGCUGCAUCUUCGACCCAAUGUCCUGGGCAUGGCAACGACCCGAGUGCUAUAAUGCCAGAUUAGUAGACGACUUCCUCACCAGCUACGAAUGGCACUUCUACCCGAACAAUCAGACGCGGAGCGCGGAGGAGCUCCCGGAGGAGAAGUGGAAGCGGGGCGAUUACCUCGGCGCCUGGGGCUCGUGGUCCUGGCAUAUGUAUCAUUGUUCAUACUCGUGGCGGAAAUUCCAUGCUGCUUUUCAAAGUCAGAAGCCCUUGGAUGAUGAUGUUCUCGAUCCCGAGCAUACGGUCCAUUGCUCGACGGCAAUUCUCUUGCGGGAUACUGAUCCCAAGCUUCAUGCCCCUUGUGAAGAGGAUCCGGGGGGUUGUCAGGUUACGCAGAUGUGGGUGAGGUUUAAUAAGUGCGGAUAUUAUUGA
Molecule: messenger RNA, 753 nt
Organism: Aspergillus caelatus
Lineage: Eukaryota; Fungi; Ascomycota; Eurotiomycetes; Eurotiales; Aspergillaceae
Exons: 2
Coding region: 1-753 (250 amino acids)
Source: RefSeq, a predicted model, not a curated record